Trypanosoma cruzi is the source of this 600-nucleotide messenger RNA. RefSeq names its product mucin TcMUCII, putative. The transcript has a single exon. NCBI's taxonomy places the organism in Eukaryota, Euglenozoa, Kinetoplastea, Trypanosomatida, Trypanosomatidae. The coding region runs from base 1 to 600 and encodes 199 amino acids. The record is from RefSeq and is a predicted model, not a curated record.
AUGAUGAUGACGUGCCGUCUGCUGUGCGCCCUUUUGAUACUCGCCCUGUGCUGCUGCCCGUCCGUAUGUGUGAAGACGGCUGUCUUGGAAGGAGGUAAACGCAGUAAGGACUCCGAUGCACCAGAAAAUAUAAGUGGGGAAAACGGUCGGCAAAAUGGAAAGGAUGGGAGCCCAGAACUGAAGAGCAAAGAGUCAGAGGAUGAAAGUGCGAGCGGUACGCAACUCAAAGAAGCUAGGUCCACCGAUGGGACGUCCAAGAGUGAUCGUGCGUCCGAUGAGCCAGGGAAAACAAGCACUGUGGAUCAAUCCGCAAAAAAACCAAAAUUGGAGGAUCCUGUGGAAAAAACGACGACCACCACAACGAAUACAACUACAACAAUGGCACCAACUACGACGACCACCACUACAAAAGUGCCAAUUACGUCCACUACUGUGCCUGAGGCACCAAAUACCACAAAUACAGAGGCGCCAACCACGACGACGACCACCCGCGCACCGUCACGUCUUCGCGAAAUCGACGGCAGCCUCAGCAGCUCUGCGUGGGUGUGUGCCCCGCUGCUGCUCGCCGCAUCCGCGCUGGCGUACACCGCUCUGGGCUGA